Gavialis gangeticus (Gharial) is the source of this 2793-nucleotide messenger RNA. It is a transcript of the gene TXNRD1, whose product is annotated as thioredoxin reductase 1. Gene Ontology annotation, biological process: cellular response to oxidative stress; glutathione metabolic process; cell redox homeostasis. The coding region runs from base 19 to 1974 and encodes 651 amino acids. The record is from RefSeq and is a predicted model, not a curated record. The transcript is spliced from 17 exons. Lineage: Eukaryota; Metazoa; Chordata; Crocodylia; Gavialidae. Gene Ontology annotation, cellular component: mitochondrion; cytosol. Gene Ontology annotation, molecular function: thioredoxin-disulfide reductase (NADPH) activity; glutathione-disulfide reductase (NADPH) activity; flavin adenine dinucleotide binding.
UCAUCGCCGCCGGGGGCCAUGGGCAGCUCGGUGCGGAAGGGCAGAGCGGUGCAGCAGGCGGAGCCGCCGCGCCGAGCAGCAAAAGAAGAUUUUCAUCAAGUAACACAGAAUACAAACAAUGGGAGAGCCAUUACAGCUUCCAGAACAGAAGAUAGCACUAAAUCCAGUACUAAAAGUAAAGAUGCAGAAUUGAUUUUGCAGAUACAGUCCUACAUAGAUAAAAACACUGUGGUGAUCUUCAGUAACACAACAUGCAGUCUUAGUACUAAGGUGAAGGAGCUGUUCAAAUCCAUGAAAGUUCCCUACUUUUCACUUGAACUAGACCAAACUGAGAAUGGACAGAAGCUGCAAGAAGCACUGUAUCAACUGACCUUGGAAACUUCAGUACCAGUUGUAUUUGUGCAACAACAGCAAAUAGGAGACUAUAGCAAAACUUUAAAGGCGCAUGAAGAAGGCAAGCUUCAAAAACUACUUGAAAUGAAUGGACCUAAUCACCUGCAGGAGUCCUAUGACUAUGACCUAAUUGUCAUUGGAGGGGGAUCUGGAGGUCUGGCUGCUGCCAAGGAGGCUGUCAAGUAUGAUAAGAAAGUGAUGGUGCUGGACUAUGUGACUCCUACUCCCCUGGGAACUUCAUGGGGUCUUGGAGGAACAUGUGUAAAUGUGGGUUGUAUACCUAAAAAACUGAUGCACCAGGCAGCUUUGCUAGGACAAGCCUUAAAAGAUUCCCGCAAAUUUGGAUGGCAGUUUACAGAAGAAGCAGUCAAACACAGCUGGGAGACUAUGACAGAAGCUGUUCAGAAUUAUAUUGGGUCACUAAACUGGGGUUAUAGAGUUGCUUUGAGAGACAACAAGGUCACGUAUGAGAAUGCAUAUGGAGAGUUUGUUGGGCCACACACUAUUAAGGCAACAAAUACAAAAGGGAAAGAGAAACUGUAUACAGCAGAGAAAUUUAUUAUUGCCACUGGUGAAAGGCCACGCUAUCUGAAUAUCCCUGGAGACAAGGAAUACUGCAUUAGCAGUGACGAUCUGUUCUCCCUGCCUCACUGUCCAGGAAAAACCCUGGUAGUUGGAGCUUCCUAUGUUGCCCUUGAAUGUGCUGGAUUUCUUGCGGGGAUUGGUUUAGAUGUAACUGUAAUGGUGCGAUCCAUUCUUUUAAGAGGAUUUGACCAGGAAAUGGCAAACAAAAUUGGAGAACACAUGGAAGAACAUGGGAUCAAGUUUAUUAAGCAGUUUGUGCCAACUAAGGUUGAGCAGAUUGAAGAAGGAACUCCUGGAAAAUUGAAAGUUAUAGCUAAAUCCACAACUGGCAGUCAGACAAUUGAAGGAGAAUAUAACACUGUGUUGCUAGCAGUGGGAAGGGAUGCAUGCACAAGGAAAAUUGGCUUGGACAAAGUCGGAGUGAAGAUCAAUAAAAUAUCAGGAAAAAUUCCUGCCAAUGAUGAGGAGCAGACUAAUGUCCCUUACAUCUAUGCCAUUGGAGAUGUGUUGGAGGACAAGCUGGAACUCACACCAGUAGCAAUCCAAGCAGGAAGACUGUUGACUCAGAGGCUUUAUGCUGGAGCAACCUUAAAAUGUGACUAUGUGAAUGUUCCAACUACUGUGUUCACUCCAAUGGAAUAUGGAGCCUGUGGAUUUUCAGAGGAGAAAGCUAUGGAGAAAUUUGGGGAGAAUAAUAUUGAGGUAUACCAUAGCUUUUUCUGGCCAUUGGAAUGGACGGUCCCAGGCAGAGACAACAACAAAUGCUAUGCAAAGAUAAUUUGCAAUAUUCAAGAUAACAAGAGAGUUAUUGGGUUCCAUGUGCUUGGCCCAAAUGCUGGAGAAGUUACCCAGGGGUUUGCAGCUGCCAUCAAGUGUGGACUGACAAAAGAGCAGUUGGACAGCACAAUAGGAAUUCAUCCAGUCUGUGCAGAGAUAUUCACCACCCUAUCAGUGACAAAGCGUUCUGGUGGAAAUAUCGUUCAAUCUGGAUGCUGAGGUUAAACACCCCCACUGUUGUUGCUGUUGCCGGAGACCAACUUUCAUCACUGUGGCUGACUUGUGCAGAAGAAACCACCUCAAGAUAAACUGUCAUCAACCCUCGAUAGCAAUAUGCAUGUCUUCACCAAAGCACUACCUUAACUGGAUGAGACAAGCAUGUUGAGGUUUGUUAGUUGCUUGUGAUGAUUGGAUGGCAAUUUGCAAAACAGUGGGAAUAAUUAAUGUCAAGCUGCUGCAUGGCAUGGCAUUUACAGGAUGCUUCCAUGAAGUCGCAGCCUAAAGCCAGCAUUUCUGGUAGGCAGUGAUGGAAGAAUUGCUAGCACAGUUUGAGAAUAACCUCCUUCUCCUAAAUGAAGAGCUUCCUAAUUCAAAUGCAUCACCACAAGUCCUGAAAUUCUGUGGUAUCUUAUUAUGGCUCAGUAUAAAACUGUCAUUAUGACAACUCCUUGUUAAGCAUACAUACCAUUUGAGGACAGUAAUGUAGUUAAGUCAUGCAUGUAGAGAGAGAACUUAUCUUACAUUUAAUUCAGACAAGGAAAAUGUCCUUGCAGAAAGAUUCAGCACUUUUCAGAAUAGGAAAUCUAGUUUGGCUUCCAAAAAUCCUAAAACCUAGUUGUUAAGUCCUCUUCUUUUUGUUUCGUUUUAUUUUGCAGCCACCUACUUGUGGCUAUGGUUGCAACUUGUUCUAGUCAUUGAAAGAGGAAAAUAUUUUGCAAGGCCUUGCUACAUGGGCAAACUUUUUGCCAGAAUACCUUUUAGGGUAUUCUUUAAUAUAUAAACUCGUUAGGCACGCGCACAGAAAUUAUGAUUUUCUUU